AUGGUGGUCGACAGUAUACGCAAAGAGAGGAUCAAUGAGAAAAGGGAGGUGGAAGCGGAGGUGUUUGGAAAAGACACUCCCGAACCAUCGUCGAAGCCUUCAAAUAUACUUGAUAGAUUCCGCAAGUGA
This is a messenger RNA of Haemonchus placei, 129 nucleotides long. The record is from the annotation of a GenBank genome assembly. Lineage: Eukaryota; Metazoa; Nematoda; Chromadorea; Rhabditida; Trichostrongylidae.